Messenger RNA from Arabidopsis lyrata subsp. lyrata, 2578 nucleotides. RefSeq names its product RING finger protein 10. The record is from RefSeq and is a predicted model, not a curated record. Gene Ontology annotation, biological process: positive regulation of transcription by RNA polymerase II. Lineage: Eukaryota; Viridiplantae; Streptophyta; Magnoliopsida; Brassicales; Brassicaceae. The coding region runs from base 106 to 2388 and encodes 760 amino acids. The transcript has 9 exons. Gene Ontology annotation, molecular function: metal ion binding; transcription cis-regulatory region binding.
AAAGACGACGAGUUUUUUGGCCUUGGUUAAAAAAAUUUAAAGUGAACACAGAAGAAGCGGUGGCUCUGAGCCGGCGAAAUUCCCUCUCUCAUCCCUAAAAUUUUCAUGUCCAUCUUGCCUCCUCCGAUUAUCCAAGGUCACAAUUCGUCUUCUUCUUCUUCUUCAGAUUCCUCUCUAAACCCUAGCUCUGAGCAUGGCAACAACUCUUCUCCUUCCCGGAUCUCUUCUUCCACCGGAACUCGAUUCGCCGCACAUUCUGAAUCCACUCACAAUUUCUCCGGUGGCUCUAGGGAACCGAUUGUUGCAGCUGAGGAGGGACAUAGCCGUGGAUCUUCCAAAGAGAUGACGCUAAAUGGAGCAGGGAAGGAGAGUUUUUCCCCACCUAAUGCAGAUAAGCGUGACCAUUUCCGAUAUGAUGGUCGAAGGAAUAGGUCUCGAGGGAGAGGUACUGGAGCUGCUGGUUCUUCUUCUUCUUCUUCUCAAUUGCAGCAUAAUACCAGACCUUUUAAUUCUCCUAGAGGCGGUGUUUCGCAUCAUAAUCCAACUGGUAGAAGAGCUAAUAUGAUAAGUGGGAAUCAUUUACUGAAUUUUCAGUAUGAUCCGAUUUCGCCGCCACAAUCUAGGGGUCCUCCACCGCAAAGAAGGCAACAGUAUAAGGGGAGGCCUUUUAACAAGGAUUUGUUUCUUAAGGCCAAUUAUAAGUUUGUUGUUUUGGACACUGGAGAUCAUUCUCCUGAUUCCAUGGAUCCUGAUAAAAUGCUGCAGUGGGAUGAUAUUAUUUGUGUUAGGUAUUCUACUCCGUCUCCUGUCCAGUGCCCGAUUUGCUUGGAGUAUCCUCUAUGUCCGCAGAUAACUGCCUGUGGGCAUAUUUUCUGUUUCCCGUGUAUUCUACAGUACCUGUUGAUUGGUGUUGAUAACCACAAGGUGGACUGCGUCAAGAGGUGUCCUUUGUGCUUUGUGAUGAUUUCUCCAAGAGAGUUAUACACUGUUUAUAUCGAAAACGUCAAGCAGUGUUCUGUUGGAGAUCCCAUCGAGUUUGUACUUUUGACCCGCAAGAAAGAUUCUUUUGCUCCAACUCGGAAAAAUGAGCAUGACUCGGCUGUUCCUAAUGGUGAAAAUGAGAUAUAUGAUCCGUUCUCAAAGUUCACUUUUACCCAAGAUGUUGAUCUCUCUGUCAGACAAGCAGUUUUGGAGUUAGACAGUUGGAUUGCAAGAGCAGAUCCCGAGCUCGUUGAAGACUUGGAGAAGCAUCUAUUUGUAAAUGCUGCUUUGGAGCGUUUGGAGCAGAGAAAAAUGUACUGGAAUGAGCAUAAGCUCUCUUAUUACAGCAAAUUGAGCACAACGGCUAGAAAUCAGACACAAUCAUUCUCACCUCCUGAUGUUUCUCGAGUUGGUUAUCAAGCACCCAGCUGGGCGCAUGGAGCAACAGAUAGCGGCUCCAAUGAUCAAGAUAAAUCAGCUGAAGAUUCUUCAGUGGAUAAGUCCGAUGGAGAAUCUCAAUCUAGUUUGGAAAAGAGUUGUGAUAAUGGUCAUCCUCUAGAUGACGUAGACGCACCAUCAUCUUCCUCAUGCAAUGAAAGUAAAGGUUUCCUGUCGCACCAAAAUGACACCAAAGACCUGAAGGACAAUGAUGCUUACAACUUUUAUCAGUCUGUUGAUGGUCAGCACAUUAUCCUUCACCCUUUGAAUUUGAAGUGCCUUAUGCAUCACUAUGGCAGCUAUGACUUUCUUCCACCAAGAGUGAGUGGAAAGAUACUGGAAAUGGAGACCGUUACCCAGUCAGAAGCGAUAAGGAGACGCUACCGCUUUUUAAGUCAUUUUUCUUUAACAACUACGUUUCAGAUAUGUGAGAUUGAUAUGAGGGAAUCUUUGCCUCCUGAUGCCUUCGCUCCAUUUAUAGAUGAAAUUAAGAAGCGUGAGAAGCAGAGGAAAGACCGUGCUAGGAAGGAUCGAAAAAAUAAAAUCAAAGCUGAAGUAGCUGCAGCUGCAGAGCUAGUACCAUUGAUGUCCAGUUUUGGACAGUCCUCUCGUGAUGACUUUCCUCCAUUUUCCUUGGAUGACUUUGAAGCUCUUGGAAACUCUGCCCCAAUAUCAUCAAGCCCUCCAAACAUUGGAGAGAGAAGUUCCUUCUCACAUGUGACAAGGCUUGGUUUCGCAGCAGGCCAUGACUCUCCCAACUUCAGUAAAGAGCCAACAAACGCUCAAAGCAGCAGCAGCGUAGUCACAAACGCAACCACAGGUGCAAGAAACACAAACAUAACAUCAUUCGCAAGUGUAACAUCAAGAACAACAACACCACCAAUCGCACCAACCAUCAAAGAGCCCGGAAAGAGAGGGAAGAAACCAAGCCGAGUGCUUCUAUCGACAACCAGUGUACGCCGUUACUGAAAAGGACUUGAAAGAGCUAUAGAUUUGUUGUGUUAUGUAUAAUAAUCUUUUCUCCUAAGAAAAACUGAAUAAAUAAAGAACCAGAAAUUGUGGUGAGUAAGUUUAAACUCAAACUUGGGCUUUGUUUCUUUUUGCAACCCAUAUGACUGAUAAUGAAGAUGUCUCUCAGAGGACAAUUAUUGAGACUCAA